Molecule: messenger RNA, 1372 nt
Organism: Selaginella moellendorffii
Lineage: Eukaryota; Viridiplantae; Streptophyta; Lycopodiopsida; Selaginellales; Selaginellaceae
Product: probable 2-oxoglutarate-dependent dioxygenase ANS
Exons: 4
Coding region: 163-1230 (355 amino acids)
Source: RefSeq, a predicted model, not a curated record
AUGAGAGUUUAUUCGCUGGCAUCAUAUCACUAUCAAUUCGCUUGCUCCUUCGCGCUCGCCCCUCUUCCUUUCUCUCUUUCUCUUCUCUCGUUCACAUCUCUCUCAUAAAGACCUGGUAUUCGUCUUUAAGAAGCUCCCAGAGAGAAAGAGAAAGAGAGAGUGAUGGCUUCAAAGCCCAUCCAAGCUCUAAUUGAGCAGCUGCAAAUUCACCAAUCUCUUCCACAAGAGUACGUGCAGCCUCAAAAGAUCCAGAUCCAAGCUGCCGCCGGGGGCGCUCAAAUUCCAGUGCUCGACUUGAGUGAAUUCACGAGUAGCGCUGCUGCUGGUGGAAAGGAAGAAUUCCUGCGAGAGCUGGAUCAAGCUUGCCGGGAGUGGGGUGCUUUCCAGGUGAUCAACCAUGGUGUUCCAAAGGAUAUCCUUCAAGGAAUGCGAAACGCUGCAAAGCACUUCUACGACGUACCCGUGGAGGAGAAGAUGAAGUACUUUGUCACUGUGUUUGACGGCCGGCCCAUGCGCUACUCCACUAGCUUUGAUUCUUCCCGCGACGUCAUCCUUGAGUGGAAGGACGUUCUCCGCAUCCCCGCUGAAGCGUCAGCUCUGGAAGCUGAUAGUGUCUGGCCAGCCAAAGAACACCUCCCAAGAGAUGCUGUGAAUUCGUAUGGAGGGCGAAUCAAUGACUUCGUGUCCGUGUUACUGGAAGCUAUGACCGAAAGCUUGGAGCUUCCGGCGGGAUACCUGAACGAAGAGUUGGCGGGACGCGAGAGGAUUCUAGCCAUGAAUUUUUACCCGCCGUGUCCGGAUCCCAAUCAAGCAAUCGGGCUUGGAGCUCACUCUGACGCUACUGCUCUCACAGUCAUAGUCCAGAACCAAGUCAAUGGUCUCCAAUUGUUUCACAAGGACCAUCAGUGGGUCACGGUGAAAAUGCUUCCAGAGGCCCUUCUCGUGAACUUGGGUGAUCAGCUCCAGAUCAUAAGCAAUGGAAGAUACCAUAGCGUGGAGCACCGGGCAGUGGUAAACAAGGAGAAGCUCCGGAUUUCAGUCGCGACGCUCAUUGGCCCAGCCAAAUCGUCGUCGAUUGCUCCUGCUCCCCAGCUCGUCGACAAAACCCAUCCAGCUCUCUACAAACCCGUUGUCUUCAAAGACUAUUUGCUCAAUUACAUCAAGCUCGGCCUCAAUACGCGUGGAGCGCUUCAAACCAUCACCACUGCAAAAACAGAAGCCCAGAACUAGAAACUUAGGAGGUUUUCAUAAGGAACAGAAAAUGCCCCUGAAUGGCAUCUACUACACAUACAUAUCAUUUAGCAUUUUCGUGUCGGUGAUGGAUUCAUGCGGUGAUACAUUCAUGAAAGAUUCAUGCCGAUGUUCCAUGGAA